UGAUUUUAAUUAACAGCAGAAAAAUUCAUUAUCUUAAGUGAUAAAUGAGAAUUAUAGAAGAAUAAAUGUUGAAACUGAUAUAAUCAAACUGUAUUUCUAUCUAAAAGGAAUAUUCUUGAUCCCUAUUCUGAUCCAUGGCUAAGAAUUCUCCAUAGCAUCAGCUCCUAAGCUGUUUUAUAUAUAAAGUUGACGCCUUUAGUCACAUCCUGACUUGUCUAGAGAAACCCAUAACUGGGUGACAAGGUGAAAGGAAGUUGGAACUUGAAAGACAGGCUUUAGAGAGAAGUUGAGCCAAUAUCAUGGCUUUGAAAUCAAAUGCAGGUUAUGUUGCAAUCGUAUUGCUAUCUCUUGUGCUUGUAUGCAAUGCAAGGCCAAUCUAUCCUCUACCCAGUAAAAUAGGCCAUAGUCAUAGACAGCCUUUGCAGACUUUUCGUCCAUUUAAUAUUGCACAUCGAGGAUCAAAUGGAGAGCUUCCUGAAGAAACUGCUCCUGCAUACAUGAGAGCCAUUGAAGAAGGGACAGAUUUUAUAGAAACAGAUAUUCUAUCCUCCAAGGAUGGUGUUCUUAUAUGCUUCCACGAUGUUAACCUUGAUGACACAACUGACAUUGCGGAACAUAAGGAGUUUGCAGAUCGUAAAAGGACUUAUGAGGUUCAAGGAGAAAACAUCACUGGCUUUUUCACAGUUGAUUUUACUCUCAAAGAACUGAAGACAUUGAGAACGAAGCAGAGAUAUGCAUUCCGGGAUCAACAGUAUAAUGGAAAAUUUCCCAUAAUUACAUUUGAAGAAUACAUAUCAAUUGCACUGGAUGCACCAAGAGUUGUUGGAAUAUACCCAGAGAUCAAAAAUCCUGUAUUUAUCAAUCAGCAUGUAAAAUGGCCUGGCGGUAAGCGAUUUGAAGACAAGUUUGUUGAGAUACUACAAAAGUAUGGAUAUGAAGGUUCAUAUAUGUCAAAAGAGUGGCUGAAACAACCCAUCUUUAUCCAGUCCUUUGCACCAACAUCACUCGUGUAUAUAUCAAAUUUGACAGACUUACCCAAAGUCUUCUUGAUUGAUGAUGUUACCAUUCCGACCCAGGACACUAAUCAGUCAUAUUGGGAAAUCACUUCUGAUGCUUAUCUAGACUACAUUAAGGAAUAUGUGGUAGGCAUUGGACCCUGGAAGGAUACAAUUGUUCCUGUAGUUAGUAAUUAUUUGCAAACACCUACAGAUCUUGUUGCCAGAGCACAUGCCCGUGAUCUACAGGUGCAUCCAUACACAUACCGCAAUGAGGCUAAGUUCUUACACUUCGACUUUCAUCAAGACCCAUAUGCAGAAUAUGAUUACUGGCUUAACAAGAUAGGAGUUGAUGGCCUCUUUACAGAUUUCACUGGGAGUCUGCAUAAUUUUCAGGAGUGGACAUCACCUGAAGAUGACAACACUAAAUCCAAACUUUUGCAUAAAAUAGCAUCACUGAUCUCUUCAUAUAAAAACUGAUGAGAUGAACUGAUUUUAUUUGUCAUCUUUAGGGUCAAUUUCUCCGAGCUACAUUAUUUAUUCAUUAAAUAUAGUUUCAGGCUUCUCCUGUCACUCCAGCUGAGAAUAAUUUAUUUAGUUCGAUGAGGUUAUCCUAUGCAAAGUGUUUUUAUUUUGCUUGCGUUUUGCCUGUUUCGGUAUUUACUUAUUAUCUAGCAAAUUUAAUCACCGAUACUGAAA
Molecule: messenger RNA, 1694 nt
Organism: Jatropha curcas
Lineage: Eukaryota; Viridiplantae; Streptophyta; Magnoliopsida; Malpighiales; Euphorbiaceae
Gene: GDPD6
Product: PLC-like phosphodiesterases superfamily protein
Biological process (GO): lipid metabolic process
Cellular component (GO): vacuole
Molecular function (GO): glycerophosphodiester phosphodiesterase activity
Source: RefSeq, a predicted model, not a curated record